This is a messenger RNA of Talpa occidentalis (Iberian mole), 4325 nucleotides long. It is a transcript of the gene ATMIN, whose product is annotated as ATM interactor. NCBI's taxonomy places the organism in Eukaryota, Metazoa, Chordata, Mammalia, Eulipotyphla, Talpidae. Gene Ontology annotation, biological process: regulation of transcription by RNA polymerase II. The record is from RefSeq and is a predicted model, not a curated record. The transcript has 4 exons. Gene Ontology annotation, molecular function: transcription cis-regulatory region binding; DNA-binding transcription factor activity, RNA polymerase II-specific. Gene Ontology annotation, cellular component: nucleus. Bases 26 to 2497 code for a protein of 823 amino acids.
CUCGGCCCGGCUGCCGAGCGGAGCCAUGGCGGCUUCUGAGGCGGCGGCGGCGGGGCCCGCGGCUCUGGCCUCGGGCGCCUCGGCCGUCCCGGCGGCCGCGAGGGGGGCCGCCGCCGCCUCGGGCCCGUGGGGGCCCCCCGGACGGCUGAGGGGUCGCCGCGCAGGACCCGCGACGACGGCGAGGCAGCAGCCGCCCCCGGGUCCGGCGCCGCCGGCCCGCGAGCUGAUCCAGCCGUCGGUGAGCGAGCUGUCGCGGGCGGUGCGCACCAACAUCCUGUGCACGGUGCGCGGCUGCGGCAAGAUCCUGCCCAACGGCCCCGCGCUCAACAUGCACCUGGUCAAGAGCCACCGCCUGCAGGAUGGCAUAGUAAAUCCAACAAUAAGAAAAGAUUUGAAAACGGUACCAAAAUUCUACUGUUGUCCAAUUGAAGGAUGUCCUAGAGGUCCUGACAGACCAUUUUCUCAAUUUUCUCUCGUAAAACAGCACUUUAUGAAAAUGCAUGCUGAGAAGAAGCAUAAGUGUAGUAAGUGCAGCAAUUCCUAUGGCACUGAGUGGGAUUUGAAAAGACAUGCAGAGGACUGUGGCAAGACCUUCCAGUGCACAUGUGGCUGUCCCUAUGCCAGUAGAACUGCAUUGCAGUCCCACAUCUACCGAACUGGCCAUGAAAUCCCUGCAGAACACAGGGAUCCACCUAGUAAGAAAAGGAAAAUGGAAAACUACCUGCACAACCAGAAGUUGUCCAGUAAGACACUUGAGACAUUGAGCAACCAACCAACCCCAAGAACAGACACUCAAGAACUGGAAACUUCAGAAAUCAAGCUAGUUGCUUCUUUUGAAGACUCUUGCAGCUCUAAUGCCAGAAAGCAGACUCUUACAACAACGCCAAGAUAUCCUCAGAAGUUGCUUCUACCAAAGCCCAAGGUGGCCUUGGUUAAACUGCCAGUCAUGCAGUUUUCUCCUAUGCCUGUCUUUGUGCCUACAGCCGACCCCUCAGCCCAGCCUGUGGUGUUAGGUGUUGAUCAUCAGGGCUCGGCCCCAGGUGCUGUGCACUUACUGCCCUUGUCAAUAGGAACCCUGUUCCUUGGCCUGGAUUCAGAGACUUGCUCUCUGAAGGAGAGCCUCCCGCUUUCAAAAAUUGUAACCCCUGUUGCUGUUGAGCCAAUUAGUACAGGUGUUCAAGUAAACUUGGGUAAAGGUCUGUCUGAUCCUUUACAAGAACUAGGGAAUACAUGUCAAAAGAAUAGCAUUUCUUCAAUCAAUGUCCAGACAGAUCUGUCUUAUGCCUCACAACACUUUAUACCUUCUUCACAGUGGGCUAGUCCUGAUUCCUCUGUAUCGUCUUGUUCUCAAACUGACUUGACUUUUGGUUCUCAAGUGUCCCUUCCCAUUAGUGUCCAAACACAAACAUUUUUGCCCAGUUCUAAGGUGACUUCAACUAUAGCUGCACAGACUGAUGUGUUUAUAGAUGCAUGUCUCCAGUCAGGUGGGAUCUCCAGAGAAACUCAAACUAGUGGACUGCAGAAUCCAGCUGAUGACCGGGUACAGAUGGACCAAGCUGUAAUGUGUGGAGACAUUUUUGAGACUGUCCAUUCAUCAUAUGGUGUCUCUGCAGAUAAUAUCAUAAGCAACAGUUUAGUAACAGAGACUGACACUCACAGUUUGAUACCUCAGAACCACCCUAAGACUUUAAAUCAAGAUAUUGAGAAAUCUGCAUCAAUUAUAAACUUCACCACGCAGAAUAGUAUACUUCCUUCUCAGAACAUGACAGAUAAUCAGACCCAAACCAUAGACUUAUUCAGUGAUUUAGAAAACAUCUUAUCAAGUAAUCUGCCUGCACAGACACUGGACAAUCGCAGUCUUUUGUCUGACACUAAUACUGGGCCAGACACCCAGCUCCCGUCUGGCCCCACCCAGAAUCCAGCGAUCGAUUUCGAUAUUGAAGAGUUCUUUUCGGCCUCCAAUAUCCAAACUCAAACUGAAGCGAGUGAGCUUGGCACCAUCACCACAGAGCCAGCCCUGGAAUCACUGGACAUAGAGACCCAAACUGACUUCUUUCUUGCAGACCCUUCUGCCCCAUCCUAUAGCUGUAGGGGAAAUUCUAACUUCUUAGGCCUUGAGAUGUUUGACACACAGACACAGACAGACUUAAACUUCUUUUUAGAUAGUAGUCCUCACCUGCCUCUGGGGAGUAUUCUGAAACACUCCAGCUUCUCCAUGAGUACUGAUUCUUCUGACACAGAGACCCAAACUGAAGGAGUCUCUGCUGCUAAAAACCUUCCUUCUCUCGAAAGCAAAGUUCAGUUGAACAGUACCGAAACACAGACCAUGAAUUCUGGCUUUGAAACCCUGGGGAACUUGUUCUUCACCAGCAAUGAAACUCAAACAGCAAUGGACGACUUUCUUCUGGCCGAUUUGGCCUGGAACACUAUGGAAUCUCAGUUUAGCUCGGUAGAAACCCAGACAUGUGCGGAACUGCACACGGUCUCCAACUUCUGACAGUGGAGAUUACAGUUUGCUUCUAGAGCAGCGUUCACUCUAUUGAAUGUAGUUGAUGAUGCAGUUGAUUCAAUUCAUUGCGGUUCAUUGCCUUUUGUACUUGUAAACAUGAAAUCUGUGUAUAAAUGUGAGUGUAUUAUAAAGUGUAAGAUAUUGAUCUAAAAAUAAUUGUUUUUGAGUUGCCUACAUUUGCCCUUUCACAGCCAGUUGUCCCAUAUUUGAAAGAAAAAUUUCAACUCUUUAAAAAAUUGUGGUCUGUGAUGUGCGUAAGUUGCAACUAAAAUAUUUUGCAGUGCUUAUUAGAAGUUCCUGCUUCCUGAUAGUAACAUCUAAUACAAUCUGAUGUGACCAGGUGACCAUAACGCCAGUGCUCAAAGGGGCUGAGACUCAAGUCAGCCUGCACCUUUAUCUCCUGUAACAUCUCUUCUGAUUUGAAGGCACAAAGAAAAACUACAGCUGUCUUUAGCCUUUGAACAAUUUCCCUGUAGUCAAUGCCAUCCCUUCACUACAUAAUGAUUACUGAUAUCAAUGUAUUUGUAUAGUACUUGCCUCACAAGAGAUGUGUUGCGGUAAAAUGACUGCUUAAAAACAGCAGCAAGCACUUAGUGUAAAUAGUGACCCUUCUCAUGUAAACAGUUAAGUCACCCCUACCAUAAAGAGGCAGAAUCGUGGUGUCGUGCCUGUUGGUACUGGAACACACCCUGCAGCCAUCCAUCCUACUCAGCAGCAGGCCAGGAUACUCUGGGACUGCUGUUCAAAGUGCACUCCACAGGCUGGAUCUGAGCUUUGUCAUUUUUUUUAAUAGUGGAGAGAAAAAAUGACAGUCCCCCUAAAUUCCAAUACUUCACACUUGUAAUAAGCUUGAUAGGGCAAGAGUGCAAUCUACAGUUAUUAUAAAGCGAAUGCUUUUCAUUUACCUCUCAUCUUUUCUGUGAAUAAGACAUUGGUCUAGCAAGGAUAUUAUUUGUGCCUUGAGGAUAGCAAUUAUAGAAUAGAUUCACCUAAACUAUGGUAGUAAUUUGUUACUUUGUUAGGAAAGAGUAAUACUAGUUAUCUUCAAAGAAGACAAGGUGAAGACCUAUUCACUCAUCAAGAACCUCUAGGUUUAGAGAUGGGAGCAGGGUCAGGUAUGUUUAGGGGGGGUUCUGGGGGGCCUGUGUUUGGGAGAUUCUGGAUUCUUGAUUGUUGGCCAACUUUCAGUGUGGCCUGUAUGUUUUCUAAUUUUACAAAAAAUGUUUCCUCUGUGUCAUACAUGUGUACCACUGAAAGCUAAAUCCUCAAAAUAAAACCUAAUGAGAAAACUAAUAAUUCAUCAAAGUAAAUUGCUGGUGUUGCUACUAAUUCUUACCCCCAUAGGAUUGUUGGUAAUGGAGAAAUACUAUCCUGGGCAGGUGAACUCAAUCUGGUACAAGUUUGCUUUGGUCACAGUUGCCUAUGAUUAUGGGUUUUAAAACAUAAAGCCUUAACUUAGAAUUUCAUUGUUUUAGAAUCAUCACUGCCUUAAUGUUCAAUCAUCUAUUUAAGUUCUAGAAAAGGAGCAAUGCAUGUUUGUUUAUUGCUUUUGAUAUAAAUGCAGUGAUCUAUGGCUUUAAAAAAAAUGUUUCUGUGACAAUGUUAAUAGGACCUAUAGUUAUUAACAGAAAAAUGGAGCAUGUACUAGUUCCUCAUGUACAAGUAAGAACUGUUUCCCACCAAAACCUUGGCUUCCUUUGAAUUGUUCUAAGAUUAUUUGUAAAAGCAAAUUCAGUGAUUAAAGAGAAGUGAGAAUUCUACCUAUUUGCAGACUUUUCGACCUUAUAGUGUAACUCUUGUUGCCUUACCCUUCAUA